Amphiprion ocellaris (clown anemonefish) is the source of this 948-nucleotide messenger RNA. RefSeq lists its product as uncharacterized. Gene Ontology annotation, cellular component: central element. NCBI's taxonomy places the organism in Eukaryota, Metazoa, Chordata, Actinopteri, Pomacentridae. The transcript is spliced from 10 exons. The coding region runs from base 1 to 900 and encodes 299 amino acids. The record is from RefSeq and is a predicted model, not a curated record. Gene Ontology annotation, biological process: oogenesis; spermatogenesis; homologous chromosome pairing at meiosis.
AUGAUAAAAGAGAAGGAGCUGGACCAUCUCACCGGUCCAGUAGUCAAUUCUUUUUCCACCGAGGAACUCCCAGACAGUAUUUAUGACCAGCAGCCUGCAACAGAACAAGAGAAACAAUUAGAUCAUCAGACAGUGGAGGACAGUGAUUCUUCCAUUGACAUCUCCUCUCUUCAUCUCAACCAGUCAAAGGGUGGUCAUAAAACUUUUGUGGAGGCAAAUGCCGAAGAGAUUCCUGAGGAGAUCAAGGUCCAGGAUUCAUCCAACUACUGUAUUUCCCCAGAAAAAACAAGUGAGGAGCCGUGGUCCCGUCAACAGUUGGAUGAGCAAAGUCAGCCAGAGGAAAUACACACUGAGGAGCAGGACCAGGAACUUUUAGAAGAGGACCAAGUUUUGGAGCAGCAGUCCACUGUACCAGGUGUAGACGGGGUUCUGGAGGAUGAGAUUCAAGAAAGUGAAGGUAUCGUUGAAGAGCAGGCGCCAAGUGAAGAGGCAUCAUCUCAUGAGACUAACCCUCAGCCAUUCCCAGCCACAAUGACAGCUGUGCCUUCAACCCCAACAUUCUCAUUUAGCUUCAGCCCUGCCAGCUCUCCACAUCAAGGGACCUCUGAUGCCAAAUCUCCAGCUUUCCUGUUCUCUCUGAACUCUGGUCCUAGCACACCAGGCUUCCCUGGGUUUGGGUUUGACGUGGGCUCAUCACAGUUAGAGGACUCAUCUUUUGCCUUCACUGGCUCUCUUUUCGGCGAGAAGAAAACCACUGAAUCAAAGUCGUCAAACUGCCCUGAGUUCCUGUUUAACCAGCCAGAGCAAAGUGAAGAUUUCCAGUUUGCCUUUGCUUCCAAAAGCCAGUCAGCUAACAAAGAAACCAGCAGGGAUGAUUUUCCAUUUUCAUUCAACUUUUAAAAGUUCUAUGAAAAACAUUUGAAUAGUUUUUCUGCUGUAUGAUAAGUU